CGUGCCUCUGUCGUCGUCGACGAGUCGUGUGGUCAUUUUGAGGCAACCAGCGCUUCCCCGAGGCCAAGAGGCGAUGGCAUCCCCGAACGACAUCGAUACAAUGCAACGCCCUGCCGGCAACAACGUCGCUGAAGAAGCUACCAAGCCUGCCCCGACGGAGCAUGUUUCGUUCUCCGCAGACUCGAUCAAGUCGGUUGUCCAUGAACAAUUGGACUCCGCGAGCAACUUGACCGCGGCCGCCCGCCACAACAUCUUCAAAGCGGGCACCGCAGUGUGGACUACGGUCAAGCAGCCCUUGACGGAAGUGGUGCAAAUGAUCCGCAAUGCCAACUCACCGGCGACAGGAACUCCCUUGCGCAAGUCGAUUGCAGACGUUCGAGUGGCGGCCAGCAACACGCUUGUGUCUGUCGAGACCACGGUCAAGGACGCGGAAACGUCCUUGGAAAAGAACCUCGUACCCGUCAAGGAAGCCAUGGCGGUCGUCCAAGACAGUUCGUCGAGACUCCUGUCAUGCUGACCAUGGAUCCUGACGCUUGUGUUCACAGACGCGAACAAGUUCAACACAUUCCGCAAGGCGUACCCUGCUGUCGUCGUCGGCGGGGCCGCCUUCAUCGUCGGUCUCCCAACGCUCCUCCUCCGUGGCAAAGUGCGUGGUGUUGUCAACGCGAUUGGCGCGGCUGGUCUCUCUGCCGGCGCCAUCUACGGUGCCGACGAAUGGGAAAAGCUGCACGAGCAAAAGGCCUAAACCGAGGCAGCCAGCGCUCUUUUAUCUAUAGUUUCACGCGGUGGUCGAUCCCACAUGUACUGUUAACUACAACCUCCUUUGGCACACCUUCCAUGGUGCGCACCUUGUCUUUGGCGUCCAUCUCAACGGCCACCGUGCUCGGUCUAACUCGCCCCGCUCAUCUCGAACGACGAAGAG
Messenger RNA from Aphanomyces invadans, 922 nucleotides. RefSeq lists its product as hypothetical. The transcript has 3 exons. Lineage: Eukaryota; Oomycota; Saprolegniomycetes; Saprolegniales; Verrucalvaceae. The record is from RefSeq and is a predicted model, not a curated record. Bases 74 to 517 code for a protein of 147 amino acids.